GAGCAUGGAAUUACUUCUGUUUAGUAUUUCAUACGCUUUUCGCGUUCACAGAUCAGCCAGUUGUAAGUGAACAUGUUUAGGAGACAGUUGAGUGUAUUGCUGCUCCAUCUAAUUCACAUCAGCGUGAUGGUAGCGGACCAGAACGCCACCGGAUGCGGAUAUCGCUGUGGAAAUGGCGAGUGCAUCAGAUUGGAUCAACUGUGCGAUGGCAGUGCUCAUUGUUCGGAUGCAUCCGACGAAACGGCUGCCUUGUGCGAGAAAAUCUGGUGCCCCGGUUAUAGCUUCCGUUGUAACUACGGCGCAUGUGUGGCGAGCACGGCAGUGUGCGAUGGCCAUGUCGACUGUGUGGAUGGCUCCGAUGAGGAGAGAUGGCUGUGCAAAGCACAAAUGUUGCAGGGCAACUGUGAUAAUUGGGAAUUGCACUGCCUGGCUGGUAAUUGUGUGCCUUUUGCCAAGUUGUGCGAUGGGAAAUAUGAUUGUCUGGAUGGCGAUGAUGAAGAUGAAGCUUUGUGUGAAGGAGUGGCGUCGACCAGCACAAGCGCAUCAACAGUGACUGAACCGGAACCGGUCUCUUCAAUUAUGCUGGCGAUGCGCAAAAGGAUAUAUCCUCUUGAUAAGUCGACAGAAAGCAACAAUAGCUGUGUGGUGCCUCAGCUGGCGAAUAUCAUUGUGAGUGCCAGCGAUGGUACAGUUCUACAGUCUGGUGCAGCAGUUCUGAAUAGCACCCUUAUCUAUUUUGCCUGCCAGACGGAACAUCAGCUCAAGGGUCGGCCGAAAAAUAUUUGUCAGGCGCCCCGUUGGCUUCAUGAUUUUCCUUACUGUGAAUCACCCUCAAUGUCCACAUUCAGCGCACUCAUAGCGUUAUUUUCCUUCUUAUCAGUAAUUCUACUAGCCUGUAUCUACCGGCUUCGGAUGGCGAAUAGCCAACAAGGCGAUGAUCGAAUUCUGCUCGUAGAAGUCAAUAAACCUAGUGCGUAGUAUUUAAGAUACAACCAA
Scaptodrosophila lebanonensis is the source of this 996-nucleotide messenger RNA. Its product is annotated as sortilin-related receptor. The transcript has 2 exons. The coding region runs from base 73 to 978 and encodes 301 amino acids. Gene Ontology annotation, molecular function: protein binding. Gene Ontology annotation, cellular component: plasma membrane. Lineage: Eukaryota; Metazoa; Arthropoda; Insecta; Diptera; Drosophilidae. The record is from RefSeq and is a predicted model, not a curated record.